UGUCUUAUGUUACGAAAGUUUUGACAGCUAAAAUAACAUGCGAAACAUGUAUUUAAAAAUUUUUAAUAGAAAAUUAAUCACUUAAAAUUAUAUUUAAAAAAGAAUUUACUGUUAUUGCACUUAGAAUCGCUUCAAAAUGAAUUCUCAGGCGUUAGCUUCUCUCACCGCGACAUACACGGACUCCGAAGGAGAAGAGGAUAUGGAAGAUGGACAGCAAACUCCAGACAAAGAAGAUGUCACUGCCACACAAUCAUUACCCGCAAGCCCGAAAAUCGUCGAAGAGGCUAAACAGACAACCUCCGCGCCCGUAUCUCCUAAACGAAGACUAGUUUCGUAUGUUGACGACACGAUUGUUUCCGACGAGGAGCCUGUAUCACCGAGUGCAGAAAACCAAGACGACAUGAGGAGACUUUCAAUGGAAACUGACACCGAUGAAGCUGUGCCUCGUUCUGAACCCGAGGAUACAGAAGACGGAGUCGUUAUACCUCCAGAACCACCGGGAAAGUGUCCAAAAGAAUUACAAGAUAUAAUAGCAAAGUUCUACAAUCGGAUGCAGACAGAAGGCUUAGACAUGAAUAGAAUAAUACAGGACAAAAAGAAUUUUAGGAAUCCGAGUAUAUACGAGAAACUUAUACAAUUUUGUGACAUAAAUGAGUUGGAUACUAAUUAUCCUCCAGAGAUAUACGAUCCCCUGAAAUGGGGUAAAGAAUCAUACUAUGAUGAGCUUUCUAAAGUUCAGAGACUGGAAAUGGACAAACGUGAAAGAGAGAAGAGAGAUAAAAUAUCAAAAUUUGAUUUUAUAUCCGGCGUCGCUAAGAAAUCUGACAGCGAUGAAGAUAAGAAGCGUAAAUCAAAGUGGGAUCAAGCAGCUCCCAAUGUAGCAUCUAAGCCCAGCAUCAAACAACCGGGUCUCCUGCAGCAACCUCUCACCAGCAAUGUCACAGGCACUAAAGGAACAGUCAUUUCUGCAUUUGGGUCCAUUGCGAAAAAACCAAAAAUAUGACUGAAAAACUCAUAGUUAUAAAUUUAAACAUUAAGACUAAAAAAUGAAGUAAAGUAUACACUGA
Melitaea cinxia (Glanville fritillary) is the source of this 1067-nucleotide messenger RNA. Its product is annotated as SAP30-binding protein. The record is from RefSeq and is a predicted model, not a curated record. Gene Ontology annotation, cellular component: nucleus. Lineage: Eukaryota; Metazoa; Arthropoda; Insecta; Lepidoptera; Nymphalidae. Bases 137 to 1003 code for a protein of 288 amino acids. The transcript has 2 exons. Gene Ontology annotation, biological process: regulation of DNA-templated transcription.